Oncorhynchus masou masou (cherry salmon) is the source of this 3189-nucleotide messenger RNA. It is a transcript of the gene agfg1b, whose product is annotated as ArfGAP with FG repeats 1b. The record is from RefSeq and is a predicted model, not a curated record. Bases 146 to 1525 code for a protein of 459 amino acids. Gene Ontology annotation, biological process: intermediate filament organization; spermatid nucleus differentiation; acrosome assembly. NCBI's taxonomy places the organism in Eukaryota, Metazoa, Chordata, Actinopteri, Salmoniformes, Salmonidae. The transcript has 12 exons. Gene Ontology annotation, cellular component: cytoplasmic vesicle; membrane; cytoplasm. Gene Ontology annotation, molecular function: GTPase activator activity.
GUACACCUGUAAACCAAGGAAGAAGAAACGUGUCUGUCCCACUAGACCUUUGCAAGGUGUCUGAACCACCGCUGUCGAGCCAAGACAUCCCCUGCCUAGCCCUGGAUUAAUUUCUCCCACCUUUUAGCAGCCCCUUUUCUCAACCAUGGCGACGAGUGCGAAGCGAAAACAAGAAGAGGCGCAUCUUAAGAUGCUCCGGGAAAUGACUAGCCAGCCCCCGAAUAGGAAGUGUUUUGAUUGCGACCAGCGCGGCCCGACUUAUGCCAACAUGACAGUGGGUUCCUUCGUCUGUACCACCUGUUCUGGCAUCCUACGAGGCCUGAAUCCCCCCCACAGAGUGAAGUCUAUCUCUAUGACCACCUUCACACUACAGGAAAUUGAAUUCUUACAGAAACACACCAAUGAGGUUUGUAAAUACAUCUGGUUGGGGCUGUACGAUGACAAGACAUUGGUUGUUCCAGACUUCCGCGAACCACAGAAAGUAAAAGAAUUCCUCCAGGAAAAAUAUGAGAAGAAAAGAUGGUACGUCCCUCCAGACCAGGCGAGGACGGUAGCCAUGGCCCAGGCCUCCAAGUCGGGCUCCUCAGCCAGCAGCACAGCCAGCACCCCGGAGGUCCAGCCCCUGAAAACCCUGCAGCUCAACAAGACCCCCCCAACACGUCAGUCCCCAAUGGUGGUUCGUUCCCUGGCCCAUCCCAUAGUUCAGGAGAAGAAGUUUGACCUCCUUACAGACCUGGGUGGAGACAUCUUUGCCGCUCUGCCCUCUCAGGCUGCCAGCAACGCCAAUUUUGCCAACUUUGCGAAUUUCCCCAGCCAAUCAGUGACUAAGGUUAACUCAAAAGCUGACUUUGCCAACUUUGAGAUGUUUGGCAACUCUGGAUUACCUCUGCAUUUCAGGACCUCACCCCCCUCUCAGUCGUUUGCGUCAGGGCGAGGUGUCCCAGUGCCGUCAGUGGCUGGUGCUGUACCAGCCCAGUCCCAGCUGGGCACCUCGGCAGAGGACCGCUACGCUGCCCUGGCUGAGUUGGACAACGAGCUGAGCUCCUCUGCCCCCACAGGGAGUAGUGUCCAGGGUGAAUCUAGGAAUUUGUUUGGAGCUGUGUUGGGAACCUCGCCUGCCCAGACUCAGCCAGUCUUACCUAACAUGCAGCAAGGCUUUGGAGCCGUCUCGUCCAAUAACCCAUUUGUUGCUGCUGCUGCCCCGGAUAUGGCCACCAACCCCUUCCAGACCAAUGGUAUAGCACCGGCCGCAGCCUCGUUUGGCACAGGCUCUAUGAGUAUGCCUGCUGGCUUUGGGAAUGCCUCUUCUUACUGCCUCCCGACCAGUUUUAGUGGGACCUUCCAGCAGCCCUUCCCUGGCCAGGCCCCCUGCCCUUACCCCCAGUCGGGGGCCUACCAACCCCAACAACCUAAUGGCCCUGGUGGAUAUACAGUCUAUGGACAGACCAAGCCCUCCAUGACCCCCUUUGGGCAGCUCAUGGCUGGUCCUGGGAUGACCAAUAACCCAUUUAUGGGGAGUAUUUAAUAGUGUGCGGGAGCCCCGGCCGGAUCCUACCCCUCUGGAAGCUCCAACACCAACCCCUUCCUGUAGCGCGCCUCCCUCCCGUCGUCACCACCAGAGGGCAGCAUACAGCACCUAUUCAAUGUACCGGCUCAGUCACACCUUGUGACUUGACGGUACAUUUCUGAAACUCUGAAAUCAAGAUUUUCUUAACUAUGUUUACGACACUAUGAAGGACUAUGGGACCGGGGACUGCCCUGGAACGAUGCCCUGGGACUUAUACGGUCUCUAUACAUAUUUUGUAGUUUAUUAUGUUUGACAGUAUUAUUGUGCAUGUCGGCAUUUGUAUUCACGUUUAAAAUAAAUGUUAUCUAUGAUUAGGACUUGACGUGGGCGGAGGACUUUGCUGGUGCCACUACAAUGUUUCUACCAGUGUGUUUAUAUGAUAACUAACAUGGUUGUAUACAAUAGGUCUAGGAGGGAACUGAGGUGACAAAGAUUUACUCAUCGGGAACGAUGACGAUUAGAUGUUGGUGAAGAAUCAGGCUGGUGAACAAGGUGUCACCGGAAGCCAUAUUCAGUAUCAUUUUAAUGAAUUCCGUGUUAAAGAAACAAUGUAUUGUGGUUUCAAUUGGCAUGACGCCUCUGCCUGCAGUUACGGUGUAAGGGACUGUUAUUUGGUGCAUGAUUAAUACCACUAUUACUUGGGGUUCCACCUGGGGUGCGUUCAGCAGGGUACAAUAUUGUGUAGCAGGACCCCCCCCCCCCAAUCCUAGAUUUUACCCAAUCAAAGAAAUUUUAAGUUAAAGCUCAUUUACUGCAUUUAUACAAUUUAUAAACUCUAAAAUGCUAUUUGAAGAACAGCAAAAACAAGCUUAAAUGACCCCAGCCAUUAUCACACUGGUUGCUGUUGCUCCGUUCACCUCAGUCGGCCUACAAACACAGCCUAUUAGCUAUACGAUUAGCCGCUACACAUUAACUCACAUUAACUCUGCACCGGGAUUACAAACUAGAAAUUAAUACGUACAGAGGGAUCUGUUAACAGAAAAAGUAUUUUAGUAACAAAAGGUAAACAACUACAUUUGCUUUACAUACAUAUUCUUGUUGUUGCAGUCUUAAAGCUAAUUUCCUGCAAUUCUACACAUUUUGUCAUGACUUAUGCUGUGUUAAUAGGACAUGUGCCCAGUUGGUAAUUCAACCAUGAUUACUACACGUUUAGCUGGCUAGACUAACUAGACCCAUUUACCAGUACCCGCCACAAUUGAGUGAUUGUCAGUGAGUGACAUGUAACAAAAGGAAAACAGCUGAUGCACAACCAAGUUUUUAAAUUACACCUUGUGUAUUUUACUAUUCUAUCUCUCAACCGUAAGUGGAGACCCCAAGUCGGUUCGUACAUUUUUUUUUUUUUUUAAAUAAAUGUUUUAUUUUUUUAAUUGUAAAGAAUGACCGAGGUCCGGACCAUUAUACCUCAGUGUCCGGACCUUGGUGUCUUCAUAUGUAGCUACAGCCCUGCGCAUGUGUGUGUAAAAACACAUGACAAGUUUGUAUUUAUUUGGAGAGAUGGUUAACUUGUGCCCCCCAAUCACUUUUAAUUAAUGCAAUUGUGUUACUCGCCAUUACAGUAAUACGUAAGUCAAUGUGUACAUAUAUAAAUAUAUGUAUAAAUAUAUUAAAGAUUUUUAACUGCA